Molecule: messenger RNA, 2193 nt
Organism: Naegleria fowleri
Lineage: Eukaryota; Heterolobosea; Eutetramitea; Acrasida; Naegleriidae
Exons: 2
Coding region: 1-2193 (730 amino acids)
Source: RefSeq, a predicted model, not a curated record
AUGCUCCAACUCAAAGUGACCGUUGUCAAAUGUUCCAAUCUCCCCGCGAUGGAUUCCUUCUCCAAAAGUUGUGAUUCCUAUGUCAAACUUUGGGUCAUUAACUACAACGAUUCACACAUGUAUCCAAAUACUGACACUUGGCAUGAGCCUUCCGAUCCUUCUCUCAUCAAGAAAACCAAAGUGGUCAAGAAGAAUUUGAAUCCAGUCUUUGAAAAUGAAAGUUUUGUAUUCGAUUAUCCAAGUUUUGAUUUGGCAGGAGAUUCAUCACCAGCAAAUUUGGAUCCAAUGGAUUCCUUGUUGAUGGUCAAAGUGAUGGAUUAUGAUCGAGUUACGAGAGAUGAAGAGAUUGGAUUUGUCAUGUUGCAAUUCUUUGGCAUGAAUCUCAAACUCGGUGAACGAUUGCAGCAAACUUUCGAAUUGGUCGGUGCCAAAUCUGGAACGAUCGAAUUGGCUAUCGAAGCCAUCCAAUCCAAUUCUUCCAUCUCUCAGAGUCAACAAGAUUACAUCUCACCUCCACCCUAUCCACUUUCAACACCAAUUACUGAAUUAUUUGGUCCAACUUUUCUCACUAUUGGUCCUGUCAUUGGAGUUGUGAAAUCGACCACUGCUCGAGUAUUGGUGGAGUGUUCAAAGGCAACAACCUUAAACGUGGAAUGUAUUGAAAUUGAGCCAAGAAGUCACAUUGGGAUCAAAAAGGAGUAUCUAGAAAAGAUGGAAUGCAUCACACACUCUGAAAACACACUCGGAAAGUCCUACAAGGAAUUAAUGUGUAAGAGCCUGAUGGGUCGACUCUUAAAGUCAACCACUGGAGGCUCUAUUUCGAGUUCCGACUUUGUUAACAAUAAGACGAUUAUUCUCAAAAUGGUUCACGUUCCGAAAAGUAAUUCUCCACAUGUUUUCACAUUGGAUGGAUUGAAACCUGAUCAUGUCUACAUGAUUCGCUUUACAAAUAUUUACAAUAGAGAUCACAGAAUUGGAAUUAUCAAAACAAUGGCUGAUGACUCGUUGGUAGUCUCAUCGAUUCAAAAAAAGGGUGCUGUUCCACACUUUCUCAAUGUUGCAUGUUUGAGUUGUAAUUUUAUUGAACGUAGAAAUCCUGAGAAGGAUGUCUGGCAACGUUUUUUGGAAAAAGUCGAUCAAAUCGAUAUUCUACUUCAUAUGGGAGAUCAAAUCUAUGCUGAUUUUGGUCACAAUGCAUUCGAUGAAGGCAUGAAAAUUUGUAAAGGACGAACACUUGUAUCACCUCAAGAAGAAGAAGCCAUUAAGGAAAAUUUCAGAAAAUAUUAUCGACUCAAUUGGAAUCAUCCUGCUACUAGAAGAUUCAUUUCACAAGUGAGCAAUUUAAUGAUUUUGGAUGAUCACGAAGUUCGUGACGAUUGGGGAUCGAACGACGUAGACAAACGAAGAGACACUCCAGAAUAUUACGUUGGAUUAUUGGCAAGACAAGUAUAUUGGGAGUAUCAACGUGCAUUGCGUGAGGAUGUUGAUGAUGUCCGAGCAAGAAUGACAAACAAACAUGAAGCGUAUUAUCACAUUAUUGGAGAUGUUGGAAUUUUGGUGUUGGACUUGAGAGCGGCAAGAAGUUUUUUAGCAAGCAGUGCAGGAGAAAAGAUUUUCUUGGGAGAGGAUCAAUGGAAUGAUUUAAAUUCGUGGCUAUUUGGAACUCAGGGUUCUCCUCUUGCAACUCCUCAAAUCAAAUCUCUCAUUGUCGUUUGCUCCGUUCCAUUAAUUUUCCUUAAUAAGAAAUUAACAGAAGCGUUACCUAAAAUGAGAUCCGAUUUGGAUGAUUUUAGAGAUCAUUGGAUCUUUGGAAAACAAUAUCCAGAACAAAUUGAAUUGUUGGAAAUGAUUCGAAAAUGGCUUUCUUCACAUCCUAAUAGAAAUUGUGUGGUAUUGGGAGGAGAUGUUCACAUUGGAGGGUCCACCACCAUUAAAAAAGAUGGAAAAGUGGUGUGUGAGCAGUUGACCAGCAGUGCUGUCUGUAACGUUGAAAUGUCCUUCACAGAGAAUGCAGCUCUUAAAUUUAUGAUCAAAGUGAGUGACACCUUGAGAGAUGGAUGGACCUUUAAACAUCAUCAUUGGACUAAGGAUAAUAAUUAUGGAAUUAUACAUAUUGCUACAACCGAUAAGGAUGAAAAACCAAGUAUUAAUGCUUAUUUGAAUACUUUUGAAAAGUCUUACAUUUAUCAAUAG